AUGUCAGAGAAACCUCUUUUCCAGUUAAGACAAGAACUACAUGUAUUUAGCGAUGCAGAAAGCAACGCUAACAUAACCCAGUCCUUUGCUGAGCAGUUCGAAAGCACCAGUCAUGUGGAGCACUCGGUCACCUCUAAUUUCACAAACAAAGUGGUGCUCACCGAAAACGCCAAGUACACAGUGGAAAAACUGCCUGCAGAGCUGCCACGCCAAUUGCAGAACAUUUCGUCGGUUGACGGUUACGUGGACACAUUCUCACACAAUGCUGUGGUUAACGACAGUGACACGCUGUACAUGUGGGACUUUGCUACCACACAGCUCAAUCCUGUGGUAACGCACAUACCUCUCCAUGAAGACCACAUCUCGUUGAGCUGCACUCCGAAAGUGAUAGUCACGUGGCCCGCGGCGCUCGACGAGAGUACUGACGGUCGUGGGAAAGACUCCCCCAGCAGCGCAACAAGUGGACCUACGAAUGCAUCUUCGCGUCAAAACUGUGGUAUAUGCAUUGUGAACCGAAAAUCGGGCCUUAUACAAUUUUAUGAGGAUGUGGACGCCAUAAAUAAUUUGUCGUCGCGGAUCUCGCGAACGAAAUGCCACGAAUUGGAGCUUAGCCUCAAGGACUCCGAGUACGUCGCAGACGUUGUGAAUGCUGAACCCGCCGGUAUUUUGGUAUCGACGACUCGCGGAAGGCUUUUUUUCGUCACUGUUCGUGACUUUAUGGGCAAGCCACGUCUGAACUUGAAGCUCCAAAUGAUCAAGUCGCAUUUUGCCUUAUUCUUUUCCUCACAAAAAACUAAGAAGAUAGUGUCCAUAAAGAUGGGUCCCAUUUUGGGAAAGGGUGAGAGGUCAGUAUCCGUUCUGACCAGCAACGGGGAUUUCAUGGUAUGGAAUAUAUCAGCGGUGGCCAAUUGUUACAAGAAGAUCGAGUUAAACGUAUAUGAGCAAAUUUUGGAGUCUUUGAAAGACUUGUACCCAUGCGCUUACGGCACUCUGACCUUAUUAGAUUCUCACCCUCUGAGUGAGGAUAAUUCCGCGCAUAUGAUACUUUCUUCUAUUACAGAUUACGACGGGGCUUGUUACUACAUUCUAACUACCAUCAAACUGGAUGAGCGCACUAAUGGAUUUAUGAUUUUCUCCACUUAUAGAUUGAACACUUACACCACUGCUUCGAGAGAAACGGCCUUCCCCAAACUAUUAAUACCUGUUGACGCUGAUUCAACGUCGGCGCCAGUCACGUCAGUGUACACCGUUUUCGAAAAUUGCGUAGUCUUGACGCAAGUGAGUUCCACUCUCGAUCAAAGCUAUUCCCUCAAGCGCAAAUGGGAAGAUAUCAUAAGCUUCCGUGACGACACAGAAAUCUUCGGUUAUGGAAUGGACUCCGAUUCUGUUUAUCUAAUGAGCAAAAAGAUGGGUGUGCUCAUGAUCACGGCGUCACGGAACAGCAAUAACAUUGACCUACAUGAGAGCAGAUUCAUCAAGUCUCAUAUAGAUCAAGCUGUCUAUUUUUCCAACCUUAACGGUACGCCAAUCGACUUCAAUCUCCCACCGAAAAUAUCUCUAGAAAGAGAAGAAAUUGAAGAGGAUUUAAUGGCGUCAAGUGAUGAAAUUCUGUUAUCCAAGUCUAAUUAUAUUCCUCCUACGCUCCAAUCGAUGGAAAGACACGUAAGCUUGCGCGUUGAUCUAUAUCGAAGUCUCUUGGAAUUCACAAAGUUUAAUUUUCUGAACAAAAUAUCUCCAGCUGUAAGAAUCCAGUUGGUGGAAAACUUUGAGAUACUCAACGCGGCAAAGUACUUUCUCUCAUCCAUUAAAGGCAGCCAACUGCUCGCCGAAUACUGGCACAACAUGUUAACGGAUAGUAAGCUUGAUGAAGAGACUGUUUUCAAAAGCAAAUUUAACCAGUUCCCACUAGUUCUGUCGAAGUUCUUACACGUUAUGCUGGCGACUCUCCUAGCCACUGCAAGUCCGGAACUGUUGACUCCUUGCCUUGAUCUUAUCACAUCAUGUCUGUUGAAGGGCUCUUUUCAAGAAGGUGAAGAGAAUUAUCGUUUUAGCAAAUUCGAGAUGAGCACAUACGAGCUUGGCCGUUUGACUCCGUGGUACUUGCAACACAAUAUUCCAUACGUAUUGAACGAGUUUUUCAAAAUAUUGAAUGACUAUCCAACUUCAGAAACAUAUCCCCAUUAUGAAGAACAACUUCUCUCAUUGGUCAAAAUAUUAUACUACUCCUGCAAUCAAGCAUCGUUAUGGCUACAGGAUGUUGAAAGGCAAGCAUACACCCAUGAGGCUACCAAAGUUUGCACUCUGUACCAAGAUAAUAGAUUGCUAUGGAAUCAGAAACUUUGCGACGUUGGUAAGACGCUAGAAUCAUUAGAAAUCACUGAAUUCUACGGAGAUCUGUCUUCAUUGGCUGCUACUCUAAGCACGCUGCCCAGAGAAGAAUCUGACGAUUUAUAUCGUCAGUAUUUCGAAAAGUUCGAAUACAACUUUGCGGCUGAAGUUUUCAGUAAUUGCAUUGCACACGGUCGACUGCCAGACUUGUAUGAAAGAUUCCCCACACAGCAUCAAUACCUGCGGCAAUUCUUUGACCAGAACCCUCAAUUUGGGGAGUACGGUUGGAUGUGUAAAGUGCUCGACGAAAAGUACAACGAGGCUUCUAGGGUCUUGACAGAGAUCACAAUCGAUCAGCACGAUACUUCUCGUAGCGUGAACGCGGAACAAACGAUGUUAAGCAUCGCAAAACUAUGCAAUUUAGCAAACGGAAAUGCAUUAGACAUCGAUAGAUUGAUGAAAAUUCAAGCAGAACUGGACGUUAUCGAUGGCCAAACAGAUUUGACAGCAAUGAUCGAGCAAGGCGUGAAGCUCAACGAGAAGUUUCAGGUCUCUGCUGUGAAACAGUUGUUUGAUGAACUAAAGAGAAGGAUAGACGGUGAUCGGAAGCUGGAACUAGCUCAAGUGGUCGAGCUGUUCACGCUUCUUGAUGAUAGAAGCGGCUUCUACAAAGCUGCCAAAAUUCUAUCAUUGAACAAAAACUAUGUGAACUACGAAAAAUAUAUGUUUUUGAUCGCAAUGAUCUGGAGAAGAUGCGUUCUGUGCGAUAACUGGGAUGAGCAUGUUGAUGAGGCCGAUUCCAGCCUCUUCAUCACAAUGAAGAAGUGCUUUGACGAACAGCUUUUCGAAGCGGGAACAACUCUUCCAGACCUCUCGCUUCUGACAGACAAAACUCUCUUGUCUCCUGAGUAUUUUGAAGCUGCAUACAGUCCGCUUGAUAUCAACGCAAAGCGCUUAUUAGAUUUUGCGCUUCAGGAACAAAUGGAAAUUGAGAAGCUGGGCCCCGAUUUCAAAUCGAGGUUCGCAUCUGUUCUAGCCGCAAGCAACGAAAGCAGCGAACACAGAUGCGUCAUCAACUAUGAAACGGGUCAAAUCGAGGACGCAGGUAGAAGAGACUUUUAA
Lachancea meyersii CBS 8951 is the source of this 3450-nucleotide messenger RNA. Lineage: Eukaryota; Fungi; Ascomycota; Saccharomycetes; Saccharomycetales; Saccharomycetaceae. The record is from the annotation of a GenBank genome assembly.